AUGUUGUUGAUUCUGACAGGUACAAGCAGUUUGGAGGUGAAAGAGAACCAGGAUGAUGAAAUCCCGGUGGACCGUGACCUGCUCCGAAAGUACCAUCCAUCAGCGUUUUGCACGACUUUCCUCAAACACGGAUCGAGAGCUCUGAAGAGGAAGCAGCCGCUGGCGGAUGGAAAAGACCGACUGCUCCUCCAAAGCUACCCGACCUGUAAAAGAACAGCCUGGGCUGUUGCUCAGAAGAACGCGCUGGUGCAGCUGAACGAGCUGCGACCCGGUCUGCGCUACGAGAUCCCGUCAAAAUCGGGCCCGCUGCAUGCUCCGGUGUUCUCCGUAGGCGUCGAGGUGAACGGCUUCCACUUCGAGGGCCGAGGACCAACGAAAAAACAGGCCAAGAUGAGGUCUGCGGAACUGGCCCUCCGGUCGUUCAUCCAGUUCCCCAACGCCUCCCAGGCUCACGCCACGAUGGGGAGCCUCACCAGCACUGCCGAUUUCACUGCGGACAUCCCCCACCCUUUCCUCCGAGAAUUUGAGUUGCGUGAAAGCUGUGAUCUUCUGCACCGCAACACAGCGAAAAAAGAGUUGUUUUCCAGCGUUUACAACCACAGACGACUCGUACGACUCACGCUGGACUUCUCCUCGAGUCGUCCAAAAAGCCUUUUGGAGCAACUCAGCCCGGUGGCGCUGCUCAACGAGCUGCGACCGGGACUCAGGUACAUGUGCCGGACGGAGAGGGUUCACGGCAGGACCGUGAGGAGUUUCGUCAUGGUACUCCGGUUGGAGGGGAGGGUGUAUGAAGGUUGUGGUCACAGUAAAAGAUCGGCCAAGGCCCAGGCAGCCGAGGCCGCCCUGCGGUCUAUUUAUAACGUGAGUCUGGGACCGGAGAGGAAAGUCACGGGUCUCCAACAUCAGCUACCUCAGUUCUUCGCAGAGUCGAUCUUCCACCUGGUUGGAGAGAAAUACUCCGAGCUGACAGACGGCUGCUCCUCUACCUCCUCGCACGGCCAUCACAAAGUCCUGGCAGCGGUCGUAAUGACCAGAGGCUUUGACCUGAGGUCAGCGCAGGUUGUGUCACUGGCCACGGGGACCAAGUGUCUGGACUCGGACAACGCUGGCGACCACGGCGCUACGCUCAGCGACUGCCAUGCCGAAGUCCUCAGCCGGAGGGCGCUGGUUCGAUUCCUGUAUGCCCAGCUGGAGCUGCUGCUCUGUGAGCCAGCAGAGUGUGAGGAACAAUCCAUCUUUGAACCAAAUGAAGGCGCUGGCGGCGGCGGCGGCUUCCGACUGCGUGACGCCGUCCUCUUCCACAUGUACGUCAGCUCGUCGCCGUGUGGAGACGCUCGACUCAACUGCCCCUACGAGACCACCGCCACAUAUCCCAGCAAGAGGUUCCACUGUCACCUCAGGGUGAAGGUGGAUGGAGGAGAAGGGACGCUGCCCAUCACAGUGCGAAGAGCCAAUCAGAACCGGGGCGGCGUGUCGGCGGGAAAAGCUCUCGUCACCAUGUCCUGCACCGACAAGCUGGCAAAGUGGAGCGUUGUGGGCCUCCAGGGGGCUCUCCUGUCUCACCUGGUGGAGCCCGUUUACCUGCACAGCCUGACGGUGGGCACGCUCAGCCACACGGGUCACCUGGGCCGGGCCUUGGCACGCCGCCUCGCGCCCGUCAAGCGCCUGCCCUUCCCGUACCGACGACAGCAGCUGCUGCUCGGCUGUCUGAGUAGCAGCGAGAUUCGGCCGGCGGGCAAAAAGCCGAGCGUCAGCGGCAACUGGAGCCGGGGUGACGGAGGCCUGGAGGAGAUCAGCACCUCCACGGGGAGGAGGAGGGACUCGGGAACGCCGUCGCGGCUCUGCAGGCGCUCCGUGUUCGCCCGAUGGCAACGGCUGCAGCGGCAGUUGAACGGCGCAGGAGCAACACCCGGGACAUAUUCUGGUUCCAAGACGGCUGCUGGACGCUACCAACGGGCGAUGCUGCAGUUCACCAGCGCUCUGCAGGAAGGAGGGCUGGGAACUUGGCUCAGAAAACCGCCAGAAUUGGGUCACUUCAACGUCAGUGUGUGAAAAACUGUUUGUUAAAAGGCCAAUUGUGAAGUGAAGUUCAUGUUUGUUUGUUUUUGCGAGUGCGUGUAAAAGGUACAAAUAAUGUGACGCUAGAUUGAGAAGAAAGUUGCUUAUUUUACCCUUCAUUUAUGUUAUGAGCUGAUGAGAGAGACAAGUAAAGCAUUUCUUCAUAAUGCAAAUGAGCUCAAAAUAUUCAGAAAAAAGACUCAAAUUCAGGCAAAAAGCUUGAGUAGAUUUGUUCGUGUGUAAUUUUAUCUUAAGUUGCCUCAUAGCUGCUAACUCUAGAAGAUAAUGCAAGCUCGUCUGGCCACCUUCUAUUCAUAACCAUGAUGCUGAAAACAUUAAGUAACAUUUAGGACAUGUUAUGAAGGUUGAACAAAGCAAAGCACUGUGUUUGAGUAAAGUUCCACAAACCACGUAUUAACUGACAAAGAGAUAGCACAGUUUAAGAUGAACGUAUAAAUGUGGGUUUUGCGCUAAUUAAGCAUAUUAUAAAGACCGAAAUAAAAAGUAUCUGAUAUCGGAAGCUAUGAUACUUCCCUCAUGGAGAAAAAAUCUACAAUCGGUUUUAACAAAAUGGCUGCAGAAAUUCAAUCGGCUAAUUUAACACCAUCUUAUUUUUUUGGGAACAAAACAGCUACAAAUUUUGAACCAAAUUAUUGAACCUCCCGAUUUAUUGUGGUAAAUGUGAAUAAACGGUCAAGGGUUGUGUUUGCUCGCCCGGUGUGGAUAGAAUUAGAUUAUUAAACUUGUAAGGUGCCACCACUCACCUUUUUUGAAGUGAUGACAGGCCAAAAUGUCCUCACUUUCCAACAGUGUCCUCACUUAUGGGUCUAAAACCUGUGGUCCUCACAAACACCUCAAUACAGGAUGACACACACUCACACUUGUCUUUGUCACUUAGGAGGACAUCACAUUAACGAUAUCAAUGCUUUGGUGACUCUUCCUUACCUGAACCAUAACCACUAAAUUAAUAAGUCAAACCAAUACUCUAAACCAAUUAACUCUAAAAUGUUACCUUGAGGGGUCCAUCUGUUUGUGCAGGUAAGUUCCCACAAUGCAACUGCGUGACCAUAUUUAUCUCCCCCAUAAUGUGAUUAAUGCAACAUGACCAAUGAAGUAAAAAUCAGUUUCAUUGGGCACAAGAGCUUCUGGUUUCUUUUACUUCUAAACUGAAAAAAAUAUUUUUAUUUAAUUUAUACUUUUUGUAUUUUGAUUUAGAAAAUGUGUUUUGUUGUUUCAGUAAUUUAUAUUUAAUUCAACUGUAUGUCUUACUGCUCUAUGCUCAAUUAUGUUAGUUUUUAGUAACCCUUCAUGACAUUAUAAACAGUGUUCAGAGUGCAUACCAGACUCAGGAGUGGGGGCACAGCGCCACCUAGUGGCAGUUUGUGUGCGUUACAAGAUGUGGAGUCUAGAUUUUACUGAAGCUAGAAACGUUAUGAUUAGAAUUUAAAUCCUUUUCCUCAUUUGCCCUUAAGAUUUAUUAUGUUUUGUCUUUAAAGCAUUGAUGUAUUGCUUGAUUUAUUACACAUAUCCCCAAAAGGUUUUUAAUGUUAGGGUAGUCGCCGUCUUUGUGUUAACUUACAGAAAGGUUUUCAGAGGUAAGGAAUGUAAAACAAGUACUUCUGCUGAAAGCCACUAGUGUUUUAUAUUAGGGAUGCAGAAUGGAUGUAGUUUAUAUUGGUCAUGACUAUUUUAAAUUACUGGGAAUAAAAGUAUCUUAUUUGUGUUA
Pseudoliparis swirei is the source of this 3784-nucleotide messenger RNA. Its product is annotated as double-stranded RNA-specific editase B2-like. The record is from RefSeq and is a predicted model, not a curated record. NCBI's taxonomy places the organism in Eukaryota, Metazoa, Chordata, Actinopteri, Perciformes, Liparidae. Bases 1 to 2052 code for a protein of 683 amino acids. Gene Ontology annotation, cellular component: nucleolus; cytoplasm. The transcript is spliced from 8 exons. Gene Ontology annotation, biological process: RNA processing; adenosine to inosine editing. Gene Ontology annotation, molecular function: double-stranded RNA adenosine deaminase activity; double-stranded RNA binding; tRNA-specific adenosine deaminase activity.